Anastrepha obliqua is the source of this 921-nucleotide messenger RNA. RefSeq lists its product as uncharacterized. The coding region runs from base 1 to 921 and encodes 306 amino acids. The transcript is spliced from 3 exons. The record is from RefSeq and is a predicted model, not a curated record. Lineage: Eukaryota; Metazoa; Arthropoda; Insecta; Diptera; Tephritidae. Gene Ontology annotation, molecular function: nucleic acid binding.
AUGGCAGAUUUGCCGAAGGAGCGCAUUCAGGCCUCACGAGCCUUCAUCGUCACAGGAGUGGACUACUGCGGUCCAUUUUAUUUCAAACCCGAAACCCGCAACAAGUCACCCCAGAAAUGUUACAUCAGUGUUUUCAUCUGUUUCGCAACCAAGGCCGUGUGGAUGGAGCUAGUGAGGGACCUUUCAACAGGUGCUUUCUUGGAAGCUCUCAAGCGAUUUACGGCAACACGCGGCAUGCCAAGUUGUAUUUGGUCAGACAACGCAACCAAUUUCGUAGGCGCUAAGAACGAGUUGAGGGACCUAAAACGCUUACUCCUAAGCGAAGAGCACCGCAGCAAGGUUCACGUUCACUGCCUCAACAAUGGCUUCGACUGGCGAUUCAUACCACCUCGUUCACCACAUUUCGGCGGCUUGUGGGAAGCCGCAGUAAAAAUGGCUAAACAGCACCUGUACCGCACUCUUGGCUCUGCAAUUCUUAGUUUCGAUGAACUACGUACUUUGAUACAGGGACAAAUAUAUCAUUUGCAUGGUUCAGUGGUGCCAACACCAGAUGAACCGCAUCAAUUUCUGGAAAUAUAUUUCAUUUCGUCGAUGGUGGAUCAGCUGAAUGUGCGGUGCAAUAUACAGGGAGCACAACAGUUAAAGAGAAGAAUUAUUGAACAGUGGCAAGCAUUUUUUCACGCUAAUAACGCUGUCGUUAAUAUGUUCAAAACAGCAUUGGAACAUAAUAUUAUGUCUGAUUGCAAAAAAAGACGAUUGGAAAGCAGCAAAAAUCCUGAAGUAUGCGAAAAAUGGCUCUCCGAACUAUCAAGUAGUGAAGAAAGUGCUAUGGAUGAAAAAAAUGCGACGGGGGUUGACGAAGAUACGGAUAUCAAUGUGAAUGCUGCUGAAGAGAGUGACCACGAGACCGAAUCGGACUAG